Molecule: messenger RNA, 1041 nt
Organism: Monodelphis domestica (gray short-tailed opossum)
Lineage: Eukaryota; Metazoa; Chordata; Mammalia; Didelphimorphia; Didelphidae
Product: speedy protein E4A-like
Biological process (GO): positive regulation of cyclin-dependent protein serine/threonine kinase activity
Molecular function (GO): protein kinase binding
Source: RefSeq, a predicted model, not a curated record
UGUCCGCUGCCUCCGCCCUCCUUUUCUUACCUUGGUGAGGUCAGUUUGGCUCCCAGGCUCUGGCCCUUCCCCAGCCUCCCUGGCUCCAGCCACGUGGACCUCUUCUAGCGGGAAGACGUGGCUCCGCCCCCAAGACCCAUGCGCAGGCGCAGUGUGCAGCCUACCCACGCAAACUGUAGGAGGGAGAACCUCGAGGUGGCUGGUGCUCGUGGGGUGCGGUUGGUUGACAUAUCAAUUGCACAGAGAAAGCCGCAGGUCCUAGAGACAUCGAGAUCCAGGGGGAAUCAAUCAGCUCUCCCUUCCAGACACUUCACCAGGACCAGAAAGAUGGAAGCUGGUCCAACAACUUCAGUCAAGAAACGAGCUUCCCAAGAGAACUGGCAUGAAUCUGACUCAGAAGAAAGGGAGGGAAAGAAAAAGAAGAUCUAUGAAUGGACUGUAACCGAAGUGGGAGAUACUUGGAUUAAGAUGAAGCAUACAAAAGAAGCUUCCUUCAGCUCCAAAAACCUUGCUGCCCUCUCCCAACUUCUGAAGGAUCCAGUCAUUAAAAAAUUCCUUGCGACUGAUAUGAAAUGCUAUUCCACUAAUAAGCAUCUCUUGACCAUGAUGAUAAAAUAUUUUGACUGUCUGGGACUCCAUGAAGAGUCUUAUAAAAAGAGUGAUUUUUCACUGUCUUUGUAUACUGCGGGUCGGAUGAACUCAACAAACUUGUCAUAUAGACAGUCCAUGAUUCCUGUUCUUCUUGGAGAGAAUUGGUCCCAAAGAGGACUCAGGAAAUUCUGGCCAAUGCCAAUGGGGAACCAGUUUUGUAAUAAAAUGGAUAAGGAAGCUUGGAUGAAGCAGGAUGUCUGUCAGGAGGACCUCAUUGCCCAGAAAGUCAGCACUCCAAAAAAACCGAAGGACUUCCAUCUGCCAAGCCAGUGAUUUUCAUUGAUCCACAUCGGUGCUGUCUGAUGGCGGGGGCAUGUUGUCAGUUCGUGAAGAGGAAACCCUGUAAAAGUGACUAAUUGUUCAUUCAAUAAAGAUUUCUGCAACACCUAA